This is a messenger RNA of Capronia coronata CBS 617.96, 2496 nucleotides long. Its product is annotated as osomolarity two-component system, response regulator SSK1. The transcript is spliced from 3 exons. Bases 1 to 2496 code for a protein of 831 amino acids. Gene Ontology annotation, molecular function: phosphorelay response regulator activity; protein kinase activator activity. The record is from RefSeq and is a predicted model, not a curated record. Lineage: Eukaryota; Fungi; Ascomycota; Eurotiomycetes; Chaetothyriales; Herpotrichiellaceae. Gene Ontology annotation, cellular component: Mcs4 RR-MAPKKK complex. Gene Ontology annotation, biological process: osmosensory signaling via phosphorelay pathway.
AUGCCCUUGUCAAGAACGCGUACAGGACCGCAUUUCCCCUUGUUCCGCAGUCUCAGCGCCAGUGCCGCCAACAACAACACCGCCGCCGCCGCCACUGCCACGACCGACUCAACAAUCAUAUCAACAGCGUUGGCCGACGACGAUGACAGCAUUCCCGGCAGGUCUCCAUCCGGGUCAUUGUCAUUUGGCCUUCCUACACUGUCGAGUCUAGCAAACCUGAAUAUCCAUCGUCGAAGUCGCGCGAAAUCCGGUUCGAAGAGAAGGAGUCUGGAUAGUCGAUUCAGAAGAAGCCGGAGCAGAGAGCCUUCCCAGCUGGAAUCUAAUGAACCCACGCCUAUUACUCCUGCUCCCACCUCUGUCACGGCCGUUAGUCGCAAUGCUAACGAGUCCACCCCCGAUUCUGUCGACCCUCUUGAUCCGGCGCCGCCCAAUAAGACGGUUGAUCAGCCCGAUUGCAAGCCUCCAGACGCACCAGCCACACCUCCAUCGACCAUUCCUCUUCCACCGAUCGAACCCACCGGAAGCAGCUCGCGACUUUCUGCUACAGCCACUCUCCCGACUUCAUUGACAGCCUCCAAGCCCAGCGAAAUUGCUGGCCCUGGCCUUGAUCCUACCACCACCUCUUCAGGAAUCUCGACGUCAACCUCUCCCUCGCUUUCGACUACGGCCGACACGCCUAGUCCAGCAACCAUUGCUUCCGACCCUCCCCUUCUCGUCAUCCAACGACCCUCCACCCCGACUGUCCCAACCCUCCCCAGCCUGCCAUGCUCCCGAUAUGAUAGUUCCGAAGCAAUGCAGAGAAAGAUAUGGGUGAAGCGACCCGGCGCCUCCCCUACAAGAGUCGAAGUGGCCGAAGAUGACUUGGUGGACAAUGUCCGCGAUGUCAUCCUGCGCAAAUAUGCCAACUCCCUCGGUCGCAGCAUCGAUGCUCCCGACAUCAUCUUGAAGAUCGUGAGCCGCGAACAAAGUAACAAGGUCGUGACCACCGAGCGAGCCUUGGGGCCUGAAGAACCGAUUGGGGUCACUCUCGAUGCAUACUAUCCGGGCGGACAGAGCGUCGACGAAGCCCUCAUCAUUGAGGUCCCUGCCCGUCGAACACCCCGAGCAUCUCCCCGAUCUGGGAGUGGCCAGAUUUCCUACAUCUACCAAGACCAAUAUCGACCCGACGAUGCCGCUCGAGAAUAUUUCCCUCCCAUGCCACUUCACUCUCCACAUCUUGCGCAAGUCCAACAUAAUGGCGUUCCUCAUGCAAUGUCGGUCUUGACCACGGGUCAGCUGCCGCCUUUGCCCAGCCCAGGAUCGCAUGGACAGAGGAGACACGGAAGACCCAAAUACGGCAGACAACAUACUAGUAGCCCGACCAUCCUACAUACGGUUCAACCGAACGGACAAGUCAUAGUAGAGUCUAAAUCACAGAUGAAUGGCACCGCCCCGUCGGCGCCUCCUCUGCCCACACCACCUGUUGCACAAGGCUCCAGCGACCACGGUCCAUCAUCCAUUACUCCCCCGAAUCGAGUCUCGUCUCCACAUCCGGGACAAAAGUCGAAGAAGAAAAGGAAUGCAUUCGCCGGCCGUGCCAGCAACGGUGAUCCGCCGCCAUCUUCGCAGCCUGCCGCGGCGGCGUUGCUGGAUGGCACGGUUCCACCGAUCAAUGUCCUGAUCGUCGAAGACAACGUCAUCAACUUGAAACUGCUUGAAGCGUUCAUGAAACGGUUAAAAGUGCGCUGGAAGUCGGCCAUGAACGGGAAGGAGGCCGUGGCUAUGUGGAGGACCGGCGGAUUCCAUUUGGUGUUGAUGGAUAUCCAGCUUCCGGUCAUGAACGGACUCGAAGCGACCAAGGAGAUUCGUCGUCUCGAGGCCGUCAAUGGGAUUGGGGUCUUUGGCGGCAGUCCCAUAGACGCGGGUGCGAAGAUGGCCGCGAAGAAUGGGGGUCCAGUUGGAGAAGCGGAUGUGUUGCCCGACCGAAGCUUGUUCAAAAGUCCCGUCAUCAUUGUGGCGUUGACUGCCAGCAGUCUACAAAGCGACAGGCACGAGGCAUUGGCGGCGGGAUGUAACGACUUUUUGACGAAGCCGGUCAACUUUGUCUGGAUGGAGCGCAAAGUCACCGAAUGGGGCUGUAUGCAAGCGCUGAUCGAUUAUGAUGGAUGGAGGAAGUGGAAACAAUAUGCGGCUGAAAAGGCCCUGGACGAUCCGGCUAAGAAGGCAGCCGAGGAAAAAGAAGAAAAGGCCAAAACGAAGGCGGCGUUGAAAGCCAUGUUCUCGCGUCCUCCGCCGACUCUCAAGAAGGACAGUACGGGGUCGUCGACGUCGACGUCCUCGGAAAGGAUUCCCACACUUGUACGCAGCGGGUCGGUCAAGAAGAGUCCGAGUCCAAGCCCGACUGGAGCAGGUUCUCGCAACCCGAAACCCACUCGAAGUACUCCGAGCGGCAGUGGUCCUGGUGCUAGUCCAGGGGGCUUGGAAAGCAUGGCGGAGGAAGACGAAAAGGGAUCAUGA